Molecule: messenger RNA, 4151 nt
Organism: Salvelinus sp. IW2-2015
Lineage: Eukaryota; Metazoa; Chordata; Actinopteri; Salmoniformes; Salmonidae
Product: protein TANC2-like
Biological process (GO): regulation of dendritic spine morphogenesis
Cellular component (GO): dendritic spine
Molecular function (GO): protein binding
Source: RefSeq, a predicted model, not a curated record
CUCCUGAAUGACUCAUGUUUGACUCUGUACAUGGUUCUAUGUACGARUCAUCUAUAACCUUUUUUCCAUUAAUCUCUUGACUCAUUUUUGACUCACCUCUGACUCAUUUCUGACUCAUGUACCGCUCCACGCGUGUCUCUGUGAAUGACUGUCGGCCCUGUUGUUGCUUGCAGGACUUUGGGAUGGCUGAGGAGUUUGCUACCAAGGCGCUAGAGUUGAAAUCCAAAUCGUACGAGGCCUUUUACGCCAGAGCCCGCGCCAAGCGCAGCAGCAGGCAGUUCCACGCAGCCCUGGAGGACCUGAAUGAGGCCACCCUCCUUUGCCCCAACAACCGGGAGAUCCAGCGCCUGCUGCAGAGGGUGGAGGAGGAGUGUCUUCAGUUCGAGGAGCAACAGGAGCUGGACCCUCCCCCAUCCCCUCCCAGAGAGCAGGCCGCGCCCCCUCCCCAGUCCCUGGAGCCCCGCCUGGAGGACAUGCAGCCAGUGCAGGACCUGUUGGACGAGGACUACCUGGAGCAGGACCUGGAGAGCCUCCCCAUGGGCAUGACUCCCGAGCCCCGCUCAAGCCCCUCUGGCCUGCCCCUCAUCCAGAGCCUGCCCCCCUCCCCGGGCCACCGCAACUCGCCCUACCUCUCCGGAGGCCCCUCCAUGGUCCAGGCUUUCGAGCUGCCCCCUAGCCCCCCUUCCAUGUCCUCCCCCACACGCCAAGGCUACCAGUCCACCUCCCCAUCACUUUCCCCGACGCACCAGAGCUCCCACUACCGGCCCAGCCCUCCGCACACCUCCCCAGCCCACCAGGCUUCCGCUACGCUAUACAACUUCAGCCCACCACCUUCGCCUCUCCGCCGGGGGCCUCAGUACCGCGCCAGCCCCACCUCAGAGAGCGGAGGAGGUCUGUACCGGCCACAGUCGGCCUCAGCCCGCUACCAGUCGGAGCAGAUACCCGGCCGGCCGAAGUCUCCGCUGUCUAAGAUGAGCAGCCAGCGCUCCUUCCAGCUGCCCUCCCAGCAGCAGCCUCCCCAGCAGGGCCAGUGGCUGCAGCCUGCCAAGGCCCAGAUUGUACGCACCAACCAGCCCAGCUCCGCUGUGCACUCCAGUGCUGUGCUGGGCACCAGUGCCUACAGCCAGAUGGCCCACUCCAUGAGCACCCGCCUCCCCCCCGACCUGGCCGAGCUGAGGGACGGGGUGAAUAUAUACCCCAGUGCCCUGGAAGGGAGGCCCACGCUGCAGGUGCAGGCCAGCCUCAGUGCAGGAGCACUGUACCAAUAUGGUGGGAUCCAGAUGGUCCCAAUGGAGGAUGAGCUCCCCCAGCGGCCCUCCUCAGCUUACCGGCCUGGAGGUCUGCGCUACGGCCAGGCCCCCCAGAUCAGCCGCAGCCAGUCAGCAGCGUACUACCCUGUCUCACCUCAGAUGGAGAUGGAGUUAGAGAUGGAGCACCAGGCGGCGCUGGGAUCACCGGAGAACCCCCACGGCCUGCGCCGACCUGUCAGUGCCACCAGCGCAGAGCCAAAGCCACACGCCCCCACUCCCCGGCCCCUCAUGCACUCCCAGAGCGUAGGCCUCCGCUUCUCCCCCUCCAACACAAGCCUGGGUGGGGUCUCUGCAGCUAAUCUAGCCCCAGGCUUCCGGGGCUCCACCUCGGCCCAGCAGAUGGAAAUCCCUCUACAGCUGUCCUACGAGGAUGGUAGCGUCUACUGCGACGACCUCUCGCCUGUGUCUCCUCCGCAGGGCAGCGACAUAAGGGUGGUGGGAGGGACGUACCCAGACAAGGCACUCCGCUCCAGAAACACACCUUUCAUGGGCGUUGUCGACAAGACGGCGCGGACUCACCAGUACCUGCCACCACAACCGCAGACAAUAGGGCGCUCCUGGGCCAUCUCUUCCCUGGACACGGUGGUGACAAGCUCCGCCACGUCUCCAGGGAACAUUGGCCCCCAGCAUGGCUACAGCCAACAGCCCAGCCUGGGACACAUCGCCUACUACAACCGCACCAACAACGCCCACAACGGACACCUCCUGGACGAAGACUACUACCAGCCGCCAGCUAACAGCUCACGGGAUGGCAGGGCAGACGGCAUGGGCCGUGUGAGCCAGGCGCCAUCCUACCCAGACGUCAAGGUGGCCCGGACGCUGCCUGUGGCCCAGGCCUACCAGGAGAGCGAGUACAUGCAGCACUCCAGGGACAGGCAGGGCCCCACGUCCCCUAUCAAACCAAAGAGACCUUUCGUGGAGUCAAACGUUUAGGGAGGGACUGAGGGAGAGGACUGAUAAGCCUGCAGAUAUUUUAAUUUGCAAUGACUUAGAGACAACCUCAAGGGUAUGUGAUGAGACUGGGAAUGCAACACCUCUGCAGACAAACACAUUUAAACUCUCCUCCCAUGCAUCUUCUUUGCCUCUGUCCUUCACAGCCAUUUUCUAUGGAUGAAUACAGGAAAACCUAAAACUGCAGUUUGCCAGGUGAAUCCAAAACCUCCAGUACUCCAGAAUAUGUUGGCCUUCUGUUUGCAGAGUAGUUUGUAUAGUCAAAGUGGAGGGGGCAGGGAUGAUCCACAACUUUAGGAACUAAAGCCUGUAGGAGGACUAAUACCACACACCCUGACCUGGAAACCUCCAGAUCUCAAGCAGGGGAGACUGCUGCCUGCCGUUUUCUCCCUGCCCCUGAAUGCCUGUCCUGGGAUGGUCAGACUCAAGUCCAAACUCUCAAUGCCUUCUUCAGAACAACUCAAUAGAAGGCCGCCCUUCACUAAGAUGACCAUGUUCUCUGCUGUAAAUGUGACUGAAAAGAGACUUCAACAUACUUGUACAUAGGAAAAGCAACAAAAAAAAGAAAAGUAAUAUUUAUCAUUUAAGUUAUGUUUGUAAAUACAUUAUAUAUAUUAUUUCCAUUGGAUUGUAUAUUUUUUUUUUUGCUCAAGAAGUGACAUGCAGCAGGCUUUGUGAAGCUUUUGGGAAACGGGCAUUUUUUAAUUUCCAAUAACUUGAAUGUUUCCUUUUACAGUUGAAUUAUCUCUACCAGACAAAUCUGCAGUUAUUCAAACAUAACACUGUACUACAUACACUUUUGGCCACUAAAGGGUCAAAGAUGUUGGCAGCAUGCACACAUGACUUCAAAUGACCGAAGUGGUCAUUGAAGGACUAUUUUCAUCCGUCCACAAAAUGCUUUCCAUAAAACAAUGGUUACACUUUCUUUUACAGUGCAUUUUCAUGAAACUAGAUAAGUUUUGAAAAAAUACAAUGAAGAAAGUCGUGUCAAGACUAGGCUACAUUACAUGGUUGGACUAGAUUAUGAUCUAUCUAUACAAGGUUGUCAAUUGUGAUGGAUUUCAUACAACACAAUUACAGUGCAGUUUACCCACCAGUUUGGUAACGCCCUUUAUCCCCUACUGGCACUUAGUAUGAACAACAAUCAGUUAAACAGAUACUUCUCUUACAAGAACAUAUGAACCCCUUAUCUGUGAAGUUUACAUUUUUAUUUACUGUAGUCUUCAUUCUUGUCUUUGUUACUUUAAAAUGUCAAACAUUUAGGCUAACAGUUUUAUUUGUAUUUAUUUAUAAUUAUUUACUGUGUAUUGGUGUGCUUGGUAAUAGGUGGAGCCUCUGCGAUCGGAUUGGUUCAUAAACACUCCAACCUGGAAUUUGAAGGAAAUUAAUGAGCCAGUUGAUUGGAUGCACCGCUUGUUAAUAUCAAAGGUUAACCCUACAUCUGAGCCUGUUGCAGGAGGGACUUAUCCCUACAGUCAAUACCCUCUCCUGUCUGGAUUAACACCCAAAAUAACAUUUAUUUUUAAUAGUUUGUGUAAAUAAUUGUACAUGCUGUGCUGCAUAGAAAUGCAUGUUUGUUCUCUGCUUACUCCCAUGCUGAUAUAAACAUGUAAUAUUUGGAGAGAGAGGCAGAGUACAGGGCGCAGGAACUGAUGGAACAGCCAUCUUUUUUUUCUCUUGGAAGGAGAAGGCAUUUUUCCUUUUUAGUUUUUUUGGGCUUGCUGAGCAGAGUUCUGUAAAUUGUCUGUAUAUGUGAGUUGUGGUGUUUUGAAACGAGAAGUUAAUAAGAAACAUGCGUUUUUAACCCAGUUAAGCGAUUGUAAAAUGUACUUAUUUAAAAAUGGUUACCACGUCAAAGAAAAUAAAUGUGGGUCGGCUCUUUUACUUUUA